ACCUGCUUAUUAAACAGAUAGGAUGUAGGUUAGAUUAAGCUGGGUCACGAUUCACGAUAUACAGUUAAAGAAACAGGCUACGAGCUAUGGAGUUAGGCACAUAGCGUAACUUUAGCAGAAACGAGAGAGAGAGAGAAGCGAGGGGAGAGAGAGAGAGAGAGAGAGAGAGAGAAGCGAUGAGAGGACGAACGAGAGGGAAUUAGUUGCGCGCGCAGGUGGCGCGAUACCGGUGCGUCAGAAUCCAGUGGUCGUCACCGUCUCGCCCGGGAGAGGGAAAGAAAAAGAGAGAAAGAGAGAACAGUUUUACAGUGCAAAGUGAAAUAGAAUAUCUGCGCAAGAGGAAGAAAGUACAACGGGCUGGCAUAGCGAAUGCAAAAGACAGAAAGGAAAGAAGGAGCAAGAGAUAUACAACGAGAGAACACGGAGGUGCUUGCACACGGGGCGGGCCUGCCAGUCUCAACCACUUCGUGGAGUGCACUUUUUAUUCUGUACUCGAGCACGCAACCACUCUGAAUUGUUAGGCUGUUUGCAUAUAUACAUAUACACACACACACACACAUACAUAUAUAUAUAUAUGAUUGAAAAUCUGUGACUUGCCCAAUGCAUAGUUCGACCGCGUGGUCUUACCAGAUUUUGCUGGUAGUCAGUCAGUAUAUACACCGUGAGUGAGGAUUGUUGUUGUUGUUGAUCGAUCUCUCCGGCUUGCCGGCUGUCAAAGUCAUCAUUUUGGAGGAGGGAAAGGGAUCGUGACACAGAACAACAACGAACGGGAAACUACGUUCGAAAUAUUUCGGUGUUAGUGUUGGCAGUGUUGGAGAGUGGUGGUGGAAAAAGACGAUGGAGAGACCGGGUGUGCAACGAAAGAGGGUUGUUAUGGGGCGAAGCUGUCGUCUGCUUGCACUUUCGCCGCUGUACUUGCUGACUGUGUUCGGCUUUCUCGCAGCGGUUGAUGCUUUCUCUGCUGACAGCAAGCCUUGCCCUUUAAGGCAAUUUCAAUGUGCGAAUGGUAGAUGUAUACCGAAUCCGUGGGUCUGCGACUUAAUGGACGACUGCGGAGACAAUUCCGACGAGACCACCAAGAAAUGCGAAGGUCCGCACAAGUGCACCGACUCGGAGUUCAAGUGCACCAACGAGAAGUGCAUACCCGGCACGUGGCACUGCGACGGCGAGGACGACUGUCGCGAUGGCUCCGACGAGGAUCCGACGAUCUGCAGGUCGAAACCGUGCAGCGAAACGGAGUUCGAGUGCAGCCCGGGGGAAUGCAUACCGAAAAGCUGGCUGUGUGAUCUUCAGCUCGACUGCACCAACGGCCUGGACGAGAAGAAUUGCCGCAGGAUGAAGAAUUGCACGGCGGAUCAGUUCACGUGUCACUCGGGGAAUGGCGAAUGCGUGGCACUCGCGUGGAUGUGCGACGGCCAUCGAGACUGUUCGGACGGUUCAGACGAGGCUGAGUGCAGUAAGAUUCUGCACAGGAGCUCUGUUUUACGCUUUGCGCUUCUUCACGUAACGCUUGCCUUUUCUUUCUUCCCCUCUCUCGCUUGUGCUGAUUUACACGUUGCUUUGAUCCUCGAUCCUCCCUUACGCCUCAUCGUUAACACUUCGACGGCCGCAUAUUUUUCUCAUCGUCUUUAUGUGUCGCGUAGAUUUUACUAUGUUCGUAGUAUUAGUAAUUAAUAAUUACACUAUGAAAGUUAGCUUUUACAUUUCUACGUCUUUCAUGUCUUUUCGCGUGUAGACAAUUUAGAGAAUUUGCAACCAGGUCCCCCCGUAAUUUAAUUCUCAGUUAAUUUCGGGUGCGACCGAUCGAUGUUAAUUUGUUUCUUUCCAAAAAAUAACAAUUGCCACGUCAUGAACCAAGUAAGUAGCAUCUUGCAAGCAACAAGGAAUAGUUUUUAAAAAAUACGUAUUGGAAUUCGAAGCUUGAAAUCAUUUUUAUAUGUCUUACGAGAAUAGUGGUGCAAAGUAGCAUUUUCGUGAUGUGACCGACCGAUACUGUGUUAAGAAUUUUAGAAAAUGGAAAAUAUAGCAAGUUUAAAGAGUUAAAGAUUUAACUUUAUUUGGAGGAAGCGGGAAGAAAAAGAGCGUAAUUUUUAUAGAAGUGUAGUUUAUAGAAGCAAUAUGUAGUGUACUACAAUAUCUCAAAUUCUGAUUCGUUCGAU
Molecule: messenger RNA, 2159 nt
Organism: Frieseomelitta varia
Lineage: Eukaryota; Metazoa; Arthropoda; Insecta; Hymenoptera; Apidae
Product: very low-density lipoprotein receptor-like
Exons: 6
Coding region: 838-1674 (278 amino acids)
Cellular component (GO): plasma membrane
Molecular function (GO): protein binding
Source: RefSeq, a predicted model, not a curated record